AUGUCCGGCAUUGAGGUUGCCGGCUUAGUUUUCGGCGUGGUGCCAAUCUUUUUCGAGAUCCUCAAAUCCUAUGGAUGGGCAGGUAAGAAAUUGGACACGUUCAAGAGACACCACGAUGUCGUUCGCGAGAUCCAGCUGGACUUUCGCCUCGAAGAGCGCGCAUUCCGCACUGAAUGUCACCUUUUGCUGGCCUCGGUGGUGGAUGACAAGGAGGAACUGCUGAGUGUGCUGCAACACCCGGACGACGGACCAUGGGACAGAGACGAUGUUAAGCGGGUGAACGAUGGUCUUCAGCGAUUGAUGGGAGACGAUUUCGCGAUUUGCGAGGAGAUUGUGGUCAAGAUCCGGGACUUGCUUCGCAGUACGACGGCAGAUCUGGCCCGUCUUGACAGGCUUUCGAACAGCGGCGGGACUAAUGAAUCAUCAUCGACGGCCAUCCAAGAUUUGCGCCACGCCUUCAAGGUGUCCACCAAGGAAAGCGGAUACAGGAAAACUCUCCAGAGCCUCAACCUUUGGAAUGCCAAAUUCCGAAGCCUUCGCAAGCAAAAGUGUGCAGUACAGAACCCGCGCCACUUUUCGUCAACGACCAUCACGGCGAGGCGAAUCCCGUCAGCCUAUUCAAAAAUUCGUGAAGCUUCGAACAUGCUCCAUUCGUCCCUUGAGGAUGCCUGGUCGUGCUCGAAUGCCUCUCAUGAAGCUCAUCAAGCCAAGCUUCUCCUUAACGCAGAGGCUGACUACGAAAGAGUUCGCCUCGAUAUGGCCAUCUCCUGCCGGCAGAAGGGCCCGAAAAUCAGCUCACCCAAAAUCGCCGUUCUUCCCCAGCUCGAGCGCCUCGUUCUCGCUCAUAAACUGGCCUCCACCAUACUACAAUACUACCUGACUCCAUGGCUUUCCGAGGAUUGGAAGCUUCGGGACAUCUCCUUCUUCGGCAAUGUUAACGAGCCCUCCCCAGACGACUUGGUGCAAGAUCUGCAAACUCUCCAUCUCACCACUCAAUUCCCACAGAAGAAUCCUGACCCAAGCGAUCCCCAGCCUGUUCAAAGCACGAAUUCAGCCCAGCAUUUGGACUCCAUUGUCACCAAACCAACGUACCGCUACAACUACGGCAUCCGCAACAUGACGCUGGCCAAGCUCGGCCUCGCGCUCCUGGAGAUCGGUCACAAGAAAGACAUCAGCAGCUUCAAGCAACUCGGCCCGCAGCAGCACGACGUGAUAAGCGCACGCAUCCUCGCCGAUGGCUCCUAUACGGACCUUGGCCCGCGUUAUCAUAGAAUCGCGCGGAAGUGCAUUGAUUGCAACUUCUCCGCUGAGGACGACCUGGACGCCGAGGGCCUACGAAAUGCUGUUUAUACCAACGUUGUCUGCGAGCUCGAACAGAUGAUCGGAGCGCAUAGAAAACUUCUCGAGUCGAUUCGGUGA
Lasiodiplodia theobromae is the source of this 1419-nucleotide messenger RNA. Its product is annotated as Lon protease like peroxisomal. The transcript has 3 exons. The coding region runs from base 1 to 1419 and encodes 472 amino acids. Lineage: Eukaryota; Fungi; Ascomycota; Dothideomycetes; Botryosphaeriales; Botryosphaeriaceae. The record is from RefSeq and is a predicted model, not a curated record.